GGGCGCAGGGCCCAAGAAGAGCUGCCCCCUGGGAUUGCCAAUUUUCCAUCAUUGGCAGAAGGCCAGGGGCUGCUCAGGGAAAGAGCCACCUAUGGGAGCUGACCUCAGCCAUGCAGACGCGCCCAGGCCCACCUCCAGACCAGAGGCUCCCUCUGCAUUGAGACUAGACACGGCCAGAAUUUGCCCCAAAGGUCCAGCCGUGGGGAUUGACCUGGGCACCACAAAAUCCUGUGUGGCAGUCUGCCAGAGGGGGAGGGUGGAGAUCCUGGCCAAUGACCACAACAGCCGCACUACCCCCAGCUGUGUGGCUUUCACUGAGAGGGAGCGCCUGGUGGGGGAACCAGCAGAACUACAGGCCAGCCUCAACCCAGAAAACACCAUCUAUAACGUGAAGCGGCUGAUUGGCCGCAGGUACGACGACCCGUCAGUACAGUUGUGCCUGAAGAACUGGCCGUACCACGUGGUGGAGGCUGGCAACGGCAAGGCCAAAGUCCAGGUGUCCCACCGAGGAGUGGAGAAGGUUUUGUAUCCCGAAGAGAUCUCCGCCAUGGUGCUCUACAAGCUGAAGCAGGUAGCCGAGGCUUCCUUGGGCCGCCCGGUCACCCAGGCUGUCAUCACGGUCCCAGCGUACUUCAGUGAUGCCCAGCGCCAGGCCACCAUUGAUGCAGGGGCAAUUGCGGGGCUCCACGUCCUGAGUUUAGUCAGUGAGCCCACUGCAGCUGCGGUGGCUUAUGGGCUCAAGGAGACCCGCCAACGUAAGGGGAAGAGAAACAUCCUCAUCUUUGAUCUGGGUGGGGGCACCUUUGAUGUCUCCAUCCUCACUGCCCAGGAUGGUGUCUUUGAAGUGGUGGCUACAGCAGGGGAUUCCCACUUGGGGGGGGAGGAUUUUGACCAAAGGCUAGCCAACCAGCUCGCCCAAGAGUUCAAGGACAAGUUUCAGGAGGAUCCCGCUGAGAGCAGGAAGGCGAUGCAGAGACUGAAGGCAGCCUGUAAGAGGGCCAAACAGACCCUGAGUUCGAACACGACAGCCACCAUCUCCGUUGACUCGCUCUACAAGGGCAUUGACUUCCACACCACGGUCACCCGGGCCUGCUUCGAAGAUUUGUGUUGCGACCUCUUUCAGGCCACCAUGGUUCAGGUCCAGCAGGUGCUGGAGGAAGCAGGGCUCAAGAAGAGCCAGGUGCACGAGAUUGGGCUUGGGGGAGGCUCCACGCACAUCCCCAUGAUCCAGAGGCUCCUGUCCAAAUUCUUUGACGGACAGAGGUUGUGCAAAAGCAUCAGCCCCGAGGAGGUGGUGGCCCAUGGCGCAGCCAUCCAAGCUGCCGUUCUGACGGGCCACCGAUACCAAAACCUACAGAACCUUCUCCUCCUGGAGGUGACCCCUGUCUCCUUGGGGCUGGAGACGGUGGGAGGCGUGAUGGACGUAGUGGUCAAGCGCAACUCUCCCAUUCCCACAAGAGAGAGCAGGAACUUCUCCACCACGGAAGACCAGCAGAGCAGCCUCUUCCUGCAGAUCUAUGAAGGGGAGCGGAUGCUGACCAAGCACAACCGUCUGCUGGGCACCAUCACCCUGAGUGGCCUUCAACCAGCACCACGAGGUGUCCCAAUGAUUGUAGUCACCUUUCAGAUCGACCACAACAACAUCCUCACUGUCUCAGCCACGGAAAGAAACACGGGCAACAAGAAAGAGCUCGCCAUCGCCAACACCCGGGGCCGGCUGGAUCGAGAAGAGAUGGAGAGAAUCCUCCAGGAGGAGGAGGAACAUCGAGCGCAGGAGAAAUUGGAGGAGGAGAAGCUGGAAGCCCUCAAUGCCUUGGAGGCCAGCACCCUCCAGCUCAAGAGGGCGGCGGCGGAGAAAUCCCUGGACGACCGGGCCAAGCGGAGGCUGCUGGAAAUAUGCGAGGAGGCAGCCGCGUGGAUGGAGGACAACCGGCUUGCGCCCAAGAAGGCCUACGAGGAGCGGAAGAAGGAGCUGGAGGGCGUCUGCAGCGCCAUCCUCACUCACUUCAACACCCGAGAAGCCCAGCAGCAGGAAAAGCCAAAGGAAUCUUAGCUCCAGAGGAGCAUAUUAAAAAAAGAAAAACGGGA
This is a messenger RNA of Pantherophis guttatus, 2088 nucleotides long. RefSeq names its product heat shock 70 kDa protein 1-like. NCBI's taxonomy places the organism in Eukaryota, Metazoa, Chordata, Lepidosauria, Squamata, Colubridae. Gene Ontology annotation, molecular function: ATP binding; ATP-dependent protein folding chaperone. The record is from RefSeq and is a predicted model, not a curated record.